AUGGAGGUGAAAGGAGUAAGGGUUAAGGUUCUGGGGAGGGGAUCGUAUGGGGUUGUACAUUUGGUCCAAACAGUAGGUUAUGUUCCUCAGUUUUAUGCUGUUAAAUCUGCUGAUGAGACAAUAUCGUCGUCUCUACGAAAGGAACAUCAGAUCCUUCAACAGUUUAUCGGUUGCCCCAACAUUGUUCGGUGCUUUGGUGCUUUCACCAGCGUUCGAAGGGGUGGUCAAGGAAACGUUUUCAACCUGUUUCUUGAAUAUGCUUCAGGAGGCAGCCUGUUGGAUUUGAUGAGGGAUUAUGGAGGUAAAAUACCUGAACGAGAUGUUAAGUGCUAUGCAAGGAUGAUACUGGAAGGGCUGGUCGACAUUCACAAGAAAGGAUGCAUUCAUUCUGAUCUCAAGCCAGGUAACAUUCUGGUUUUUCCUCCUCAAGAUAGUAUUGGCUUGAAUACUUUAAAGAUUGCGGAUUUUGGGUUAGUUAAACAAUAUGGGGUAGAAGAUAAAAGGAUUUGGGAAUAUGGGUUUUGGGGCACAGCAAUUUAUAUGUCUCCUGAAUCUGUCAUUGGAGAAGUUACUGGAGCAUUGGAUAUAUGGUCACUCGGCUGCAUCAUCGUUGAUAUUAUACUUCACGAAAAUGAAGCUAACAGGAAUGAAAAUUAA
Messenger RNA from Durio zibethinus, 657 nucleotides. RefSeq names its product mitogen-activated protein kinase kinase kinase 20-like. The record is from RefSeq and is a predicted model, not a curated record. Lineage: Eukaryota; Viridiplantae; Streptophyta; Magnoliopsida; Malvales; Malvaceae. Gene Ontology annotation, biological process: protein phosphorylation; signal transduction. Gene Ontology annotation, molecular function: ATP binding; protein kinase activity.